Messenger RNA from Camellia sinensis, 910 nucleotides. Lineage: Eukaryota; Viridiplantae; Streptophyta; Magnoliopsida; Ericales; Theaceae. The record is from RefSeq and is a predicted model, not a curated record.
CAGCCGGUGAUUGGAAAUAUUACCUUAAGUAGGGUAUGUCUCUAAGCGAAUCAUUCCAAGUUGCUGUAAUUGUGGAAAAAUUACCACCGGCUUGGAAAGAAUUCAAGAACUAUUUAAAGCACAAGUACAAAUAGAUGACGUUAGAGGAACUCAUUGUUAGACUGAGGAAUGAAGAGGAUAACUGUGAUGCUGAAAAGAAGAAUGGUAAAAAUCCCAUUGAUUCCAAGGCUAAUGUGGUGGAACAAGUACACAAACCACAUAACAACAAGAGGAAGUAUGUUGAAGAUGGUACUAAACAAAGCGACAACAACGACAAUAAAAAGUUCAAGGGUAAGUGCUACAACUAUGGCAAGACUGGACAUCGUGCCUCUGAUUAUCGACGUCCUAAGAAGGAUCACGGAAGUACAAGUAAAAAGACUGCCAAUCAAGCUAAUGUGACUGAAGUAGACAGCAUCUCUAAAGGCGUUAAUGACAUCAGUCCUGCUAUGGUGUCUGAGGCUAAUUUAGUUAGAAAUCCCAAAGAGUGGUGGAUCGACACUUGGGCAACACGUCACACUUGUGUGGAUAGGAAGAUGUUCACUUCUUAUAGUGAGGCUACUAAUUGAGAACAACCGUUCAUGGGAAAUUCUUCUACUUUUGCAGUGGCUGGUGUGAUCUUGAAAAUGACAUCGGGGAAUGAACUUACUCUAAACAACGUGAUGCAUGUACCAGACAUUCGCAAGAAUUUAGUUUCUGGAUCUUUGUUGGGUAAAAAUGGUUUUAGGCUUGUAUUUGAGUUUGAUAAAUUUGUACUAACCAGAAGUGAUAUGUAUGUGGGUAAAGGGUGUAUGAGCGAUGGAUUCUUUAAGAUGAAUGUAAUGACUAUUGUACUAAUUUCUACUAUUAAUAAGAUUAACACAGUUGCUAUUUA